Messenger RNA from Folsomia candida, 1777 nucleotides. It is a transcript of the gene Smyd3, whose product is annotated as N-lysine methyltransferase SMYD2-B. Lineage: Eukaryota; Metazoa; Arthropoda; Collembola; Entomobryomorpha; Isotomidae. The coding region runs from base 256 to 1686 and encodes 476 amino acids. The record is from RefSeq and is a predicted model, not a curated record. Gene Ontology annotation, molecular function: protein binding. Gene Ontology annotation, cellular component: nucleus. The transcript is spliced from 11 exons.
AAUCCUCUCCGGCUGCAAUCUACGAACAAGAUUUGUGCCAAGUGCCAAGUUGCAAGUCAAACAUAAUUGGAAUGAUAACCUUGAAUUAUUCUUAACUUAACGAGCUUGACCUCAUUCAACAGUGAACAGUUUUCCUCAGAAAUAUCAGUCGUCCUCGUCGUUUAUUAAUAUCUUGUGCUGUGCAUGAUCGUUUCUGCAUUUUAUUUUUAAACAAAUCUAUUUCGCUCAGCUCGUGUGCAAAAAUAUGUGUCAGAUAUGAACUACGACUUUCCUCUUCAUCACUACUCGGAUUACGAAAACAUUGAGAAACACUCAUCUGUUGUCAAACCGGGCACUGUUUUAUUGACCUGCAAACCCUUUGCUUACUCGCUUUCUCCGAAUUUGAAUGAAAUUCGGUGCAACACCUGUUUUAAACUUGAGGGGAAAUCUGGAGGAUGUGAGGGUCUGAUUCUGCUCCGCUGUGGGGGGUGCCAACAGGUCAGAUUUUGCAAUCGAGAAUGCCAGCGGCAAGGUUGGAACGAUGGUCACAAGUAUGAGUGCAAGGGUUUCGGCCUUCAGAAACGGGUUGCAGGCUCAUUCACACGAUUACUGAUUCGUAUUAUUGUCAAACUCCAGAAAAAUAGCGACUAUUAUGAUGAAGUCAGUCGCCGAAAAGUUCGUCGGAGAUUUAAGGAUCUGGUUUCUCAUUUUGCUGAUCUCAAAACCGACAAAACUAGAAUGGAACAAGUGGAAGCAAUGUCACACAUUGCGAGAUCUGUGUUGCUCCACCACCCUGAAAUAAAGUUUCCUAAUGAGACAGAGUUACUAGGAAUAUGCGGACGGAUAUUCGUAAAUACCUUUAGCAUCACGGAUUACGAAAAUCAUACAAUUGGUAUAGGUUUGUACAUUGGAGCAUCCGUUUUUGAUCACUCGUGUCAACCGCUAGCCGUUGCCAAUUUUGACUCGACAGAUAUCAUUAUUCGGAAUAUUCGGGAAUUUCCUAUAACUCUGCCAAUUCUUAAAGUGACAAUUUCUUACCGAGAUGUCAUAAAACCCACAGAAAUUAGAAAGGCUGAGCUACUAAAGUGUUAUUACUUUGAAUGUCAAUGUGAACGGUGCAGUACAUUUUUAUUUGAUAACACAAUGCAAUCGGUUGUAUGCCCCAACAAGUGUGAUGUUGAGAUUAAUCUGAAACUUCAUCAAGAAUGCCCAAAGUGUAAAUAUAAGUUUGAGGAAGAUUACAUUCAAAAAGUAGCAGAUGCUGAAGAAGCUGCAAAAAUGAAAAUAACAGAAAUGGGUGAUACAGCAUAUUUGGAUGUGGCCGAAGUGUAUAUAAGAAUUCUCACAAGUCUUCAUUUUUCGGAAAUACAUUGGUUGCUGACUGAGAUGUACGGAGUAGGAUUCGAUAGUUGUAUCGACACUCAACGGUGGGAAUGUGCUUAUCAAUAUGGGACAAUGGCGCUCAAAGGUUAUCGACAUUACUUGUUCGAGUUUGACAUGUCUUUGGGAUUGAUGUUUUUGAGGAUGGCAAAGUUAUCUUGGUACUUGGAGAAAGAAAAGGAAGCAAAGAGUUACAUUGUUGAAGCAAAAAAAAUUCUGGACGUGACACAUGGACUUAACUCGCCUUUUGCUCGCCAACAUAUUUUUCCAUUAAUUAGAGAAAUUAGCAUGUGCUGCAGAUUUAGCAAUCAACUAUCCAUACCUUGAUUAUGCAAUCAUACUUACAGCUACAUACACAGGUCCUAAUUGUAUAGCAAAUGAGACAGAAUUAAAAAACUUGAGUUUUAAGAAAAAACAA